This is a messenger RNA of Girardinichthys multiradiatus, 594 nucleotides long. RefSeq names its product translocase of inner mitochondrial membrane 8 homolog A (yeast) (gene timm8a). The record is from RefSeq and is a predicted model, not a curated record. The transcript has 2 exons. The coding region runs from base 141 to 413 and encodes 90 amino acids. NCBI's taxonomy places the organism in Eukaryota, Metazoa, Chordata, Actinopteri, Cyprinodontiformes, Goodeidae.
UCUGUCACACGAACGCGCUCCGUGAUUGGCUGGACUACUUCCGGCUUCCCUUCAUUUAUACACGUGAAGGUCAGCAAAAAACAGGCUCUCGACUGUGAUAAUUAGAAUAAAUAUUGUCACUUCGACGUUUUCUAGAAGAUAUGGAAGGCAAAGGAGCGACAACUGACCCUCAGCUUCAACAUUUCAUCGAAAUCGAGUCUCAGAAACAGAGAUUUCAGCAGCUGGUGCAUCAGAUGACUGAGGUUUGCUGGGACAAAUGCAUGGAUAAACCGGGGCCCAAGCUGGAUUCCAGGACAGAAAUGUGCUUCGUUAACUGCGUGGAGCGAUUUAUAGACACCAGCCAGUUCAUCCUGAACAGACUAGAACAGACUCAGAAGAGCAGGGGGGGAUUCUCCGAGACGAUGUUGGACUAAAAACCGUAGCUGGAAGUUUGGAAAAAAAAAAAAGACCCACGUUCUGCGCUGACUGGGAACACCGUUUGAUCCAGACACAACUGUCUGUACAGGAAGCUGAGGAGGUGUCCAGCCAGCUGGAAAAGAGAACAGGUUUUACAUUUGAAACAAGUGCCUGAGAUUAAAACCAUGUACAGAACUG